UUCUCUUUUACCGGUUCCUGGCUUCUUACACGCAGGUUGUCAUCGCCGAUCUCCAGUGCUACCACACUGCAGUGGCACGCGCUUACACGGACAACUAUCCGCAACUCCCUGGUAUUACCUGUACACUUUCAUGCAGGCCCUCAUCCAAUCCCAUCUAUCGAAUCAAAUUUAUUCAGUAUUUAUUUCAAUUCUUCUUGCCUCUCCCUUUUGCAGUAUCAUUUCUCUCCAAACAUACAAACUCUCGCCACGCGUCAGACGCCGCCCCAAAACCGGCAACUGAUCAGCAAUGACGCUCUAAGCGUGUCAUCUACAGUGGGGAACUUUUGGGCGCCUUGCUCCUCCAAAGCCACUAUUUCCAGGUUUUUCAAGGUACCAACCCGCGCCGCCGUGAGUUUACCUGUACUUGCACACAUUGAUCCUCUCAGAAGCAAUCAAGGACAUGCCAUCCUUGUCGGCGAAAUCCUGAGAAGGAGGUCAGCUAAUUUACAUAAUGCGAGAGCACAUGCGAAUAGUACAUGUGGCAUGUUCUUUUUGCUAGUAGAUGGAGGCUGAGACCAUCUGGACAAUGAGAGCAUCAAACGUCAUUGUUCGGCGCCAUACUCGUGACGUCACAAGAUGGCAUUCUUAAUGCAUGAGUUGAUCACCAUUGAAGUAAUGGAGAAUGGGAUAUUAUUUGGUGAUGGCUUCUUUCUCUCUCUCCUUUUUGUCUACU
Trichoderma harzianum CBS 226.95 is the source of this 712-nucleotide messenger RNA. RefSeq lists its product as hypothetical. The record is from RefSeq and is a predicted model, not a curated record. The transcript has a single exon. The annotation marks the transcript as partial. Lineage: Eukaryota; Fungi; Ascomycota; Sordariomycetes; Hypocreales; Hypocreaceae.